This is a messenger RNA of Trypanosoma theileri, 333 nucleotides long. RefSeq lists its product as uncharacterized. The transcript has a single exon. Lineage: Eukaryota; Euglenozoa; Kinetoplastea; Trypanosomatida; Trypanosomatidae. Bases 1 to 333 code for a protein of 110 amino acids. The record is from RefSeq and is a predicted model, not a curated record.
AUGCAUUGUUAUAAAGCAAACCGGGAUUUGCUGGAGCAGGAAAAAAUUCCCUGUAUGCAGUCAACAAUUGGUUGGGUGAUAUCUGCGGCAAAUAAUUCAUUACACCUUCAAAAGUUCGGAUGCGCUCUUCAGGUCUUACUUGCUCAAUCCAGACUGGUUGGUUUAGUUCCUGUGUUCCCCGGGGAGCCUCCGCGGGGCACGCACCCCCGUAUCGGAUACAAACUGUUCCGUUUUCUAUACCUUAUAUGUCACAUUUGUGUCUUGUUUACGGGAAAUCUGUACUGUGGUACUGUGAAUUUCCUCAGUAUCGUUCUGUUUUCCUUGGCGUUGUGA